UCCUGUUGGAAAUCCUGUUGUUGGUGAUGUUGAUGGCCAUUAUGAAGUAAAUAGACAAACUAGAACCCUAGAGUGGCAAUUGCCUAUUAUCGACGCAUCUAACAAACAAGGGUCGCUUGAGUUCAAUAUUGCGGGCGAUGAUGUUAAUGUGUUUUUCCCUGUUGGGGUUUCCUUUAUAAGUGAAAAAUUGGUUUGUGACAUAGAU
This is a messenger RNA of Racocetra persica, 205 nucleotides long. The record is from the annotation of a GenBank genome assembly. Lineage: Eukaryota; Fungi; Glomeromycota; Glomeromycetes; Diversisporales; Gigasporaceae.